This is a messenger RNA of Oncorhynchus gorbuscha (pink salmon), 2381 nucleotides long. RefSeq names its product cytohesin-interacting protein-like. Gene Ontology annotation, molecular function: protein binding. Lineage: Eukaryota; Metazoa; Chordata; Actinopteri; Salmoniformes; Salmonidae. The coding region runs from base 232 to 1455 and encodes 407 amino acids. The transcript is spliced from 8 exons. The record is from RefSeq and is a predicted model, not a curated record.
UAGACACGACCAUAGAGGUGGUAGUUUUUCAUGCAUUGCUGAUUUCUGACAGACCAUAAAUCGAAUCGCACAGACUGAACAAAGAAAAGGGGGAUGUUUGAAAAGAAAAGAAAAACGUAAGCAGAUUCCUUUUCCCGGCCGCAGCAGAGCAGACAAACAGUUCACAAGAAAUAUAAGGAAAAAAAGUGAGCACAGGGCUGUGAUUGACGAACACAGGUUCGCCAUAGUCACAUGGUGUGGAUUUCCGCUUUGACACAUUUGCUUUCAGCAGCACAGCAGGGCAGGGACACACCACAUACGACACAUGCAGUGUUACUGUACGGAACUAUCUGUAGCAGAGCUGCAAUAUGGUGCUGUGAAGAGAGAGCGCUCCACUCAACCAUGCAAUCCACCACGAACCUCAACAGGCUCCUGCGACAGAGCAGGCAGGACAGUUACAUUAUGGAGGGCUCUCUGAGGAAGAAGGGUCGUCUGUGGUAUCAGCGCUCCCUGAAGGAACCCCAUAACAAAACCAGUCAGAAUGGGGGGGCUACUCCCGGGACUCUGCCAAGUGGCUGGCAACAGUCCAACAGAGCCCGCUCAAACUCCUUAGUGGAUUACACUGACCCUCAGAGGACUACCAUUAUGUUGCAAAAGCAAGACAAUGAGACUUUUGGAUUUGAAAUUCAGACGUAUGGCAUGCAGCUGAAGAAAAGCAUGGCGGUGGAGAUGUGCACGUUUGUGUGCAAGGUGCAGGAGGACAGCUCAGCUGAGAGUGCAGGUCUGACCGCCGGUGAUGUUAUCGUCACCAUCAAUGGGGUCAGCAUUGAGGGGUCAAGCCAUCAGGGCAUCGUUGACCUGAUUCGAGAAUCCAACAACCUAUUACGGAUGGAGACGGUGUGUGGGACAGUGGUGAAGAGGAUUGAACUGAAGAAGAAGAUGAGCUUGCUCAAGCAAAGCCUGAGAGAGAAAAGGGUGGAGUUGCAAGCGCUCACAUUACAGGAAAAAUGUCUUACGCGAGGUAACCUGAAUGACAGUUCUCUACACCCCUCUAUGGACUCCCUGAUGUCUCCAAUGUCUCUGUCAGGACACAGUGGCCACCGCGGCCACCGCUUCUCCAGUGACAGUAGCUGCCAGAGUGGGAUGACGGAGGACAGUGACCUGGCCAGUGUGUUUGGCGACCUGGGCUCCCCGAGCCCCUGCAGUGUGGCCAGUCCAGACGAUAGUUGCUUCUUCUCCAGUGACUUCACCGAGGAGGGGCCCCUCAGGCCCCCAGCCAGCCUCAGCCGUACCCGCAGCGGUAGCCUGUCCAGCCGCAGUAGUUCCCUCUCCUCCCCCUCCCCCACAUGGGAUGCCUCCAGAGUCUCCUCCCUGUUUGGGACUCUCCCCAGGAAGGCCAGAAGAGCCAGCGUCCGCAAACACAUCCUGAAGUUCAUCCCUGGAUUCAACCACUCAGUGGAGGAGGAGGACACCUGAACUGAGCUAUGAACGAACACUACAGUACGUCUUUGUGUGAUUUGACGUUCAAUACAAACAUUUCUCGCUGAGACAGUCCUAAUAUGGAUACCAUACCUGGACUCGGGAAGAGACACGUACUAUAUGAGCAUUAUGGACAUGAGAAGCAUUAGGAGGAAGCAAGCAUUCUCCCUUUGGAAAAAAAGCCUUCAGUUAUCUACUGAUACUGUGUGCAUGAUGGACUUGCUUUGGUGUUGCACUUUCACACAACCGUUUUCAGAGGAUUUGUUCUUGACCAAAAUCCUAGAGGAAACAGCGUCAAUUCUUAAAAUUGUAACACUUCUUUGUAAUAAAGAAUGCAGUUAUUUGUAAUAAGGAACGCAAGAACUCAGUUCAUGUGUGUGCAGCCAAUGAAACAAAGAUUGUGCUUGCCAUUUCUAAAAUUGUGACCAUUGGAUGUAGGGUGAUAACUAAAAGAGACUAUGAAUGAAAAGGCUCGAUCUUCCUCAAUUAAACAUUUUGCUUGUAUAUAACUUAAGACAUGUAUGCGUUGCAUAUUUACAUGUGAUCAAACAAGUUAUUGGACAGCAUGUCUGGCAGUUUUGUCACGUAAAAAAGUGUGAGUUCUUAGCUACGUGGUUAACUGCACAGUUCAAAACAGGAUGUGGGCAGAGAAGGUGCUACGUUCUUCACUAUUUCUGUUCCCAUUGCCACAUUUGGCUUGCUUAUGUAUCUACAACUUUCUGUCUUGAUAAACUACACGUCUGAAGUUUCCUGUAAUUCAGGACAUUUUUCAGUAACUUGGAGUGUCGUGUAAUGUAAUUUGUUUUAUGCUUGCUGUCUUCAUAUUGCUGCUUUUAUUAAGGUUCAAAGCAAAUAUGUUUUGAAAUUCUCUGAACACAAGUGACCUGUAAAAAAUGCACAAAUAAACUGUCACUCGUUACAUA